This is a messenger RNA of Medicago truncatula (barrel medic), 2224 nucleotides long. RefSeq lists its product as uncharacterized. The coding region runs from base 1491 to 2186 and encodes 231 amino acids. The transcript has a single exon. Lineage: Eukaryota; Viridiplantae; Streptophyta; Magnoliopsida; Fabales; Fabaceae. The record is from RefSeq and is a predicted model, not a curated record.
UAUAUAUUUUAGGCACUUUAAUUACUUGUUUUACAAAUUAUCUCAUGAAAAUCUCCAAAAUAAUAGAUUAGUACUACUUUAUGCUUUUUAUGUUUAAUACCAACCAAUUAUGUAGGGAUUUGCUUUCCAAGAGAAAAAGAUCAAAGAAAGUGAAGAAAAUUAGAUGUUGUCAUCGUGGCUAAGCAAAGUCAAAGCCAUGCCAAAGCAAUGCAAGUCAGAGAGCAAAAGAAAUCUGAAUAUGGGAGCGUGGCUAAGCAAAGUCAAAGCCAUGAAGCGUGGCUAAGCGAGAGAUAUGCGUGGCUAGGCGAGAUAAGGCGGUUUUGGACAUCCAAUGCUGAUGUGGCAGAAACCCAAUGGGGAAGAAAUCUGAGUAUGGCUAAGCAAAGUGAGCGUGGCUAAGCCACGAUGCAAUUUUCCAGAAUUAUAUAAAUAGCCCCAAACCUUAAUCCAGAAGAGAUAUCUCAUAUCAUAGACCACUUGAGGGAGAGAAAAAAGCAGGGGAAAACCAGAGAGAACUUAAGGAGCAAGGAGCACAAGGAUUGAGGGAAUCUCCAAGAUCAUUGAGACAUCAUGGCUUGCUCAUUUCAUCUCUUCUUUUCUCCUUGUAAGGUUACCAUGACAAUGUGUAGCUAAACUCUUUUUGUUGGGAUUGAAUGUAAUCAACUCUAUUAGUAUGUAUUCCCUUUGAUUAUGAUGUUGUUUGUUCUUAGUUAUCUUUUGAUGUUGAGGUUAUUCUUGUUUUCCAUUUUGAUCUUAUGGAUUUGAAUCGUGAUUGAAAAAUACCUUUUGAAUCUAGGUUAGAAUAAUCUUCUAUCAAAUCUCUUGUUCUAGAUAUGGAAUUAGGUUUUGGUAAUCACUUUGACUAUUGGAACUUAAAGCUUUUGCAUCAUUGAAUAGUUUGGGAAAUCAACUAUACAACGAUACAAUCGACUAGUGGAUCGUUUAGUAGUUUGGGAAAUCAACGAUUGAACGACUCAAUAGAAUUCACGACGUCAUUUGGACACGAAUGAUGUUGUCGAGCGAUAUGUGAUAAUAUCAAUUGAUAAUUAGGAUCUGCAACACUAAUCCGAGAAUACAUAUGAAUAGGUUGAUGAAGUUUAAUCCCAACAUAACCAUUUCCCUGUUAACUCUCGUCCCAUUUACCUUUCUGUAGUUCUAUAGUUUAUGAACAAAAACAACUUCGAAACCCUAGCUCAGAACGAUAUGAAUUGUUGAACGGCUUAGAAUAUCGCACCAGUCCCUGUGGAGACGAUAUAAAUACUUACUAUUGUUUGAUGCAAAAAUACUACAUCAAAAUGGCGCCGCUGCCGGGGACUGGCGUUUAGAUAUUUGAAGCAUUGCGACAAUUUUUAUUGUUUUGAGCAUUUGUAUAUAAUCUGUAUAUAUUUUUCUCUUUUGUAUAGUUGUUUGCACUAACCCCUCUUUGGUAUACAAAGAAAAGUUUCUUGUUAGUUUUUUUUCCGUUUCAGGUUCGUCACAAAAACGAAAUCAUGGCUGAUCAUGGUUAUAACAACUUCUACACUCCAUUCGAGUAUGAAUCAUAUCAACAAUAUCAACAACAUCCUUCUGAAGAGGAACGAAUAUCAAAGAUGGAAAAUAUUUUGAAUUUGUUCAUGCAGCAAUCCAUGAUAAACAUGCAAGAUACUAACCAAAGAUUGAAAAAUUUAUCAUGUCAAAUGGAGCAAAUGCAGCUGCAACUUUCAGACAUAGAUGUUCAAAUCAGCAAUCGAUUCCUUCAUGAAAAGCACGAAGAUGUUUCAAUUGAGAAUGAUGAAUUUUGUGAGAUUGUUGAGGAAGGAGUUGAUCAAACCGAGGAAGGUACAACAUUGGAAGGAUGUGGUGAAUUUGAAAUUGCACAAGAAAUAGACACAUCGCACAAAGAAGAAUUUCUUCAAGAACGACCAUAUACUGAAGAGGCCAGAACUGUUGAAAAUGUAGAAGUGAUGGAGGGGACAGAGAAAAAGGAACGGAUACUAAGCAUGGAAGAAUCAAUGGAAGGAAAGGGGAAGAAAGUGAACAAGGUGGAGAUUGAUCGGGUCAUAGAUGAGAUAUGUGCCUUGUUCAACAAACCAAAGUUAGGGAGGAUAUGGACUCCACAUCAGCUGUACCUAAAGUUCAUGGAAUUCCUCCCAAAGAGCAGGAUUACAAAAAAUGAUGUGUUGUCCGUGUCAUUUUGGCCACCCUAACGAAACAGGCGUCGAGCUAACGACGUUAAACAAGCGCU